AUGACAGCUGUUAGGGAUGGGUCUCCUGAGUGGCGGUUGUGUUUUCGUGCCCCUUUCAUCCACGUGUCUAGAGGUCUUCUUCGUGUUUCUGAGUGUGAAGGUUUUCUGUUUUUCUCUUUGGCGAAGGAUUUUCUAGUGGUUCUGAAGCUUUCUGUUUCCAGUGCUGUCUGCGCCCAAGGAGUUUCCAUUGUUCUUCAAAGGUUUUCUGCUUCACAUACAAAUUUUGGGGAUUUAGGGUUAUGUCCUCUGUUUGGGAAGCGUUUCUCCAGUAAUCUGGAGGUUUCGUUUGACGUUCUUCAUGUUCUGAUGGAUUCACCCCCUAGGAAACUCUCAUUGAUCCAUAGUUUUAGUUUUUCCUUCGUUCAUUUUGUUUAUUUAGUGAGACUUGCCUCAUCUGAGCUUGUUUCCUUGUCUUUAGGCAUGUCGGGUGAGUCAUCAGGUCGUGAAGAGGGGAUGGGGUAUGAUGACCAUGACGCGGGCACAGACGAGCCGUCAACUGAAUUUUAUGUAGUACGCCCUCCGGGCAAUGAGGCUCCCGAGGUGGAAGAGGUGGGGACCUCUAUACCUGAACCUUCCCGUAAGGGAAAGGAAAAGAAAAAGGCUGGGAACGAUAAGCCCGAGGACCGGGAUAUAAAAACAUCGCGGUGUACGUUGGGUUUUUUGAGGGCUGUGCGAGCAGCUUUCGGCAUCCCAAAGGAGUACGAGCUAUCGGUGAUCCCUAAGGGGAAGAGGUUGAACGAUGUUCCUCCCGAGAAUACUAUCAUGCUUACUCUGGAGCAUCUACAGUCAGGGAUUCGUUUUCCCAUUUCCGAGCAGUACCAGAGGUUAAGCGAUUAUUUCGAAGUGCCUUUAUCGCAGAUUCACCCUAACGGUGUGCGGCACUACUCCUGUUUCUUGAAGCUGUGUCAGCAAAACGGAGUUACGGACAGCAUGCGACUCUUCUGCUGCAUGUAUCUGAUGUCGUUGAAGGACCAAAGUCACUUUGCUUACCUGCGAUUUCGGGGUGAGAGGAAAGAUGUGCCCGGGGGGCUGGUCUCGGGGAUAACCGACUCUUUGAGGGAUUUCAAAGAGGAUUAUUUUCAGAUUUCUCAUCCUACGGCUUUCCAAGGGAUGGUGACUACCUGGGUCACCAAAUGCUACAAACCUUUGAAGUGGUUUCAUAUCCCUGGUCCUAUGGAGCGAGAUGACAUGUACAAGCUCCGGGAUGCUGCUCCUGCUGGGGAGAAGGCUCAUGCUGAUGAUCUGAGCCCCAAAGUUCCUUUUGACUAUUGGAAGAGCUCGGCUCCAGCUAGUGCCGUGAACAGUCUGGAUCCUGCUAAACUUGCUGGGAAGAAGCGCAAGAGGCCUGCUACCCGAGCUUCUACCUUGGUGCCUCCAGCUGUUCCCCGGGCAGCGGCUGAUGCGGCCUCGGGGCCUCGGCCAACAAAGGCGAGUACCGCGGCCCCUGAGGGGGGUAUUCACGUGGUUCCCCUACGGGUCCAACUGCCUAGUGGUGUCGAUAUCCCCCCCACUGCUGAGCCAGUAGGAGGGAACAUUCCUUUCGUGGACCUGGGAUCUGCCGAGACUGUGGUGGGGCCGCGAGAGGCUGAGGAGGUCCCCCGGGAGGCGGCUCCUGGGGUGGGUGGUUCCGGUGCUCAGACCUCCCACUUCCAGAUGCCGGAUUUGCCGGACGUUUCGUCGGACUCCAGCACCGCUGCUUCCGGGCCCGAUGGUAUUACUCGGGCGCGCUUUGCUGAGUGGGUCGGCCAGCAUAACCCCGGGGUCCGGGUAUCAAUUCAUGAACUGCCCAUAGCGGGGGACAUUGCUCGGGUGACGACUCUGCCCGAGGACGAGGCUUAUUAUAAAACUUAUAAGCCCGAGAACUUGCUGGCCACCGUUUCUGCUCUCUGUAUCCAGGCGGCUCAGAUGUCGUACCGAGCUGAUCGGAAUGCCAGCCAGAAUGAAGAUGACCUCCUACUGGCCAAGAGGCUUUUACUUGCGGAGGCUGCCAAGGUCCGGGAUGCUGAAAAGAGGGCUGGUGAAGCCGAGAGAAGGGCCUCGGAGGCCGAGAAGAGAGCUUCGGAUGGUGCUUCUCUGGUGGCCAAAUUAGAGGACAAGCUGAGGAGUUCCGAGGAUCGUCGGGCCGAGGAUUUGGACAUGCUGGAGAAGCUAAGAGGGGAAAAUAGCCGGCUUGAGAAUGAGCAUUCUGCGGCUAAGGAUGAUUUUGCCAAGCAACUGUCCGCCUUGACGACUCGGAAUGAGUUGGCGUCUAAAGGUCUCCGAGAAACCGUGGCCGAUCAAAAGAAAAAAUUAACUGAGAUGACCAAGCGGGCCGAGGAUGCAGAGGCCGAGGUGGCCAAGGGAGUUGCCCGGGAGGAAGGCCUGUAUGAGGAUUUCCGGCGGAUGCUGUACAUCGGGGAGGUUCAAGUUGGCGAGUUCGUGAAAGGCCGGUUUGGAGCCGACGUCGAUGUUUCGGACUUCAAGCUAGACGUGUUGGAGCUGCAUCGCCGAGCUAAAGAGCUGCCCGAGGAUUAUGAUGUUCCAGCCGAUAUUGAGGAUUAUUUGGCUGAUGACCAAGACCAAGGCCCGAACUAAUGCCGAUGUUUUUGUAAUUUUCGAACAAUUUGGUUUUUUUG
Molecule: messenger RNA, 2615 nt
Organism: Mercurialis annua (annual mercury)
Lineage: Eukaryota; Viridiplantae; Streptophyta; Magnoliopsida; Malpighiales; Euphorbiaceae
Exons: 5
Coding region: 1-2574 (857 amino acids)
Source: RefSeq, a predicted model, not a curated record